Oldenlandia corymbosa var. corymbosa is the source of this 2510-nucleotide messenger RNA. The record is from the annotation of a GenBank genome assembly. Lineage: Eukaryota; Viridiplantae; Streptophyta; Magnoliopsida; Gentianales; Rubiaceae.
CGGUGACGCCUUUUACACCCCAUCAAUCAUUGUUCCCUGAUAAAAAGAAAGAUAUCGUAUUCAAUACUAUAAUCAUUUGUUUCAGUGUAGCCAAUCAAAAAAAAAAUUAAAAAAAAAAUUCCUCGGAGUUGGAAAGUGAUCCCUAAUCAAUUUUUUCUUACACAAAUUAAAUAGAAUCAUAGUCCAAUUAAAUUCCUGCUUCACCUCAAAAUAAGAAACGCAUUUAACAGUACAGACAUUUCAUAAAUUUCCCAGGGAUGAAGGAGAAAAGGAUUAGUAAGUGAGAGCUGAUAUAAGGUAUAUAAGCUAUCCAUCAUCAUUCUGUUAAUGAAUGCAUCACUUUCCAACUGACAGCACUCUUUCACAUUAUUUUGGCUCUCAACUAUUGUUUCUCCUUCCUUCUUUCCUCCCUCUCUAUUUUAUGUUUUAGUACUAAGAUUUUUAACCUACGUGGUAUAGUGUGUCUCAUUUCUUCAUAAUCAUCGUAUAAUUGAAUCCUCCUUCCAUAGCUCAGCCCCCACACUCCCUUCUUAAUUAGCACAGUGUACACACGCACAACCAGGAAAAAAAAAAAAAAAAAAAAAAAGGAACUGAACUUUGUUGACUCUGAAAUCAAACAGAGGGAUCUCUGGGAAUACAAAGUAUGAUCGUCGUGGGGGAUCGAAGCCUCGAAUUUUCAGAGUGGUGGCGGCAUAAUUAAGAAGUGUAGCUAGUUAGGUCAUGACUCCGGCGACAACAACAACAACAACAACAAUGGCUUUCUUCCCCGCCAAUUUCAUGCUACAAACUCCUCACCAUGAAGAAGAUCAUCAUCAUCAUCAGCCUCCGACUUCCCUCCUCAACCCACAAGAUUUUCACGGUGUGGCAUCGCUGCUAGGAAAGAGAUGUAUGUCAUUUUCUGGGGUGGAAGUUUGCGAUGCAGAGAAUCAUAACAAUAAUACGAAUAAUAGUCCUCAGGUGGGGGAGGAUGAAUUGAGUGAUGAUGGAUCACUUCAAAUGGGGGAGAAGAAGCGGAGGCUGAAUAUGGAACAAGUGAAGACACUGGAGAAGAAUUUCGAGCUGGGCAACAAGCUGGAGCCUGAGCGCAAAAUGCAGCUGGCCAGGGCACUUGGGCUUCAGCCCAGACAGAUCGCCAUUUGGUUCCAGAACCGAAGAGCCCGCUGGAAGACUAAGCAGUUGGAGAAAGAUUACGAAAUUCUCAAGCGCCAGUUUGAUGCGGUUAAAGCCGAGAAUGAUUCUCUUAAGUCCCAGAACCAGAAACUCCAUUCCCAGAUAAUGGCACUGAAAAAUAGGGAACCGACGGAAUCAAUAAACCUGAACAAAGAAACCGAAGGAUCCUGCAGUAAUACUAGGAGUGAGAACAGCUCAGACAUCAAGCUGGACAUAUCCACCAGCUGCAGAACCCAAGCCGGCGCCGCCAUUGAUAGCCCACACCCUCCAGCUCCGACGACGAGCACCAGCCGAUCCCUGUUUCCGACCAACCCUGCCACGUCCAUCAGGCCGCCGCCUCAUCAUCAGGUGGUCACCACUCAGUUCUUCCACAACAACCCAUCCAGAUCAGAUCAAAACGUCAAGGAAGAAAGCUUGUGCAAUAUGUUCGGGAUUGAUGAUCAGGCCGGAUUUUGGCCCUGGCUGGAGCAGCAACAUUUCAAUUGAUCACGACUAGUACUAUUUACUACAACUACUAGUAAAAAAAAAAAAAAACAUGGUCCUUGUUACUCCAUCCAAUUAAUAUCCUCUCCAUCCUUAUUCAUCAUUUCUUCCAUGUUUCAAUCCAAAAGAUCAGAGAGAAACGCGGGCGGCAAAUAUGGGGCUACACAGUUUAUUAAAUCAAUUAAUUGGGAUAUAUAUGAUCCAUCACCAAGGUCACCAAGAUGUGACACAAGUAUAUCUGCAUUUAUUUGCAUGCUUUUUUUUUUUUACAAAAUUAAAUUCCUUUGUUUUUUUGUUAUGGUACUUCAUUAAUUAGGCAGCUGUCUGUAAAGUGUAGCAAAAAAAAAAAAAAAACCAUUUCUUCAAUCUAGGUGUCAAUAGUGGAAUGAAGGAGAAGGAGGAGGAGGAUCGGACUAGGAACACAAGAUACACCACAAUCAAUAUUUGGUGCCAUUUCUUCUCAAAAACUCACAAAUUAAAAAGGGGAUGGAAGAAUCUCUCUCUACGUUGAAUUAUUGUAAUUGCUAGUGAUUUUGAUUGAGCAUUAUUACUCGCUAGCAUAAACCAACAGAGUGCUACUUCCUAGCCUUAAUUACACUGUAAAUUACUCUUUUUUUUUCCUCUUCUUCGGAAUGUGUAGUUACCAUUUUGAGGGGUUACUUUACUUAUCAUCAGUCAAAAAUGUUGAUAUCGUUUUCAUAGUUUUGCUUUAUCUAGCUAUAAAUAGAUAGAUGAUCCUAAAUCCAAAGCAUCUACGGCCGGGGAACCCUUUUUUUUUUUUUUGUUUUUUGGUUGUAAGUGUAAAAUGAUGAUUAUGUAGAGCAACGGUUCAAAUCAAGAUCGGAACGAAAUUUGCG